Messenger RNA from Gregarina niphandrodes, 1851 nucleotides. RefSeq lists its product as hypothetical. The record is from RefSeq and is a predicted model, not a curated record. Bases 1 to 1851 code for a protein of 616 amino acids. The transcript is spliced from 4 exons. Lineage: Eukaryota; Apicomplexa; Conoidasida; Eugregarinorida; Gregarinidae.
AUGCCUCGGGGCGGGCAGGUGUUAUCUUUCCAUCAGUCCAACUUCAACUUAGGGGACCGAGUCUUUGUAUAUGGAAUAGUUAAAGGCUUGGAUGUCGAGAGGUGCGAAGCAUCGUCGCUGGAGAUAGGCGAGCAAAACAAUCAGGUUAUAUCAGGGUAUGAGCUCAUGUUAGAUCAUUGGUGUUGGGGAACUAAAUCCUAUCGACCGGACCUUGAAUUACGGCGGAAACAGCUUCCUCCGGUGGUACUCCCGACGGCGAACGCGCGCGUGUUUGCUAUAUCGAACGCGCUGGAUAUCGAGCAAGACCCCGGGAAAUAUAAGUGUCAGUUGUAUUUGCCUCUUACGUUGCCUCCGACGGUACGACGGAAAAACUUUAGUUAUGACUAUAUUCUAGCGAUUGCAAAUAAGCAGCCGGAUAGUAAGAGGCGAGAUGACAGCAAAAAGACGCCUGGGGAAGCAACGAACCUCGAGCUUAACGGGAGACCGUUGACGACGAAUUCUCCGUCCAGGUCUUUUGGAGAAGACUCUAUGCCGGAAGAUAACUUCAGCGGCAGCAAACAAUGCGCAUUAACUCUGAAGGUUGAGCCUUCCCUGGCACUUUUCGCUCCAUUAACGGAAUGGAUUCCUACUUUUGUCAAGUACCGGGAUCUGAGCAAAGCCUUGUUACCUCCCCCACCCAUAUUCCCGCCCCUACCUAGCCGGCCAGGCACUCCCAGCUCCCUCGCACUAUCCUGGGACCUCGGAGCUUGUUAUACAAGCGGAGUUCCGGUCUCUCUGCCAAUGGUCGGAUGGAAGGUGGGAGAUAUUGAACCAAUCCACGAAUUUCGAAUGAACAAGGAAAAAGCAGAUGUACCUAACCCCCCUCCCCCUCCCCACUAUAUCUUCCCCACUAUAUCUCCCCCUCCCCACUAUCUCAACAUUUACUUGUCUACACCCAUUUCUUCCGAGCCGAAGCUUGCUGACCACAUGACUCCAAGUGGCGUGAAGCCCACGAUCCUUCAGCAUUACUUGAGGGAUAGUGAUGCAUCCAUCAGUUCUCUUCGACAGACCAUCAAUCGACGAGCGCCUAAACGGCACGUAAACGAAAAGGCGGUCUCGCUGACUGGGUCUUUGUCCAAGGGCUUUAAUACCAAGAACUUGCAGUUAUCGGGGGUUAGUCCAUGUGAGCCGAUCCGAGACUUACCUAAGGUGAAGGAUUACCAGUCGGAAAGUCGGCGGCUGAUUGACCCGGAGCGCGAGCCUAUGUGGUUGGAGACAAGUGUGGGCGAUACUUUGUUUGUGCAUCUAGAUUUGUCCGAGUCGACAUUGGCUGUCGUCGAGCUGUCUGUGAGGUUGGUACGAUACACACGUAUCUAUCAACCCCCAUUAACACCUCCAGAGGCACUGGCUUGGAUUCGGCGACGCAAUGCACUAGUUAGGACCGCACCCGGGGGCGAGCGGAGGAACCCACCUGGCCUUAGUUGGCUAGACUUCCGGUCCUUCGACCACAUGGCUGCUGUUGACACCACCCUCACCCUUCAGUCCACCACUACUGAAACCGUCGCCGAGGUUCACGCCUGCGUUAACCAGACUUGCCUCGCCGUCACGCCCCUUACCAUACCCUCUCACCUAGAACCAUCUUUCCGCCACGACCGCGUCGGAGUCAGCUACGAAAUACAAGUCGACUUCACCUGCCUCGCCCGGCAUGGCGUCGUGCUCGACCUCGCCUCACGCUGCGAGAACGGGCACGUCCCGCUAGUCACCAUCAACGGCCCACUUCCCCCCCGGUACAUGAACAAGGUGACGUGGUGCAACACCGUGGUCCUCAAGACCCUCGAGCCGCUCGAGUCCAGCAGUGCCUUCGAGAAAUAG